Molecule: messenger RNA, 1835 nt
Organism: Lactuca sativa (garden lettuce)
Lineage: Eukaryota; Viridiplantae; Streptophyta; Magnoliopsida; Asterales; Asteraceae
Biological process (GO): transcription initiation at RNA polymerase II promoter
Cellular component (GO): transcription factor TFIIE complex
Source: RefSeq, a predicted model, not a curated record
CUUCGUAAAAAGUUUAACCGAGCGUUAAGUUGUGCAAUUUCCUUACGUUUUCAUGAAUUUGGGUUUUGAUUAAUUUAUCAUUAUGAUUGAUUUAGAUUGGUGAAGUUGGUUGCGAGGGCAUUUUACGAUGAUAUUACUGCAAAAGGAGAUAAUCAACAUCAACCCAAAUCAGGGAGGAGCGAUAAUAGGGGAAUUGCUGUUGUUGUUCUUGACGCUCUUACGAGGACCUUAGUUUGUCCAUGAAAAGAACAAACAAUUGAUGAAGUAGGCUGGAAAACUAGGGUUUAUAUUUUUUUAUAUAUGCUCCUACCAUGGUGCAUUUAUCUUGUGUUACUUUAGACGCCAAUGGGUACACGAAGAAGAUUUAGCAAAAGAUUUAAAGUUGCAUUUAAAACAACUUCGCCGAACUUUACAGUUCUUUGAAGAAGAAAAACUUGUAAGCAGGGUUCACAUGAAAGAGACUGCCAAAGGUGCAAAAGCCUAUAGUGCUGCUGCUGCUGAUAGUCACCCUGGAAGAGAAGGAGAUGAAAAGGUUAAAUAUCACACUCACUCUUAUUGCUGUCUGGACUAUGCACAGAUACAUGAUGUGGUGAGGUAUAGAUUGCACAGGAUGAAGAAAAAGUUGAAAGAUGAAUUAGACAACAAGAACACAGUCCAAGAAUACGUAUGCCCAAAAUGUGGAAAAAGAUAUAACGCGUUGGAUGCCAUUCAAUUGAUCUGUUUUGAAGACGACUCUUUUCAUUGUGAAAUUUGCAACACUGAAUUAGUAGCAGAAAGUGACAAAUUAGCUUCCGAACAAGAUUUGGGAGAUGGUGAUGAUAAUGCAAGAAGACGAAGGCGUGAGAAAUUGAGAGAUUUGCUUCAAAAAUUGGAGAUGGAAUUGACGCCAUUAAUAGAUCAGCUUGGAAGAUUAAAAGACCUUGAAGCCCCUGAUUAUGGAACUCUUGAAACAUGGAAAGCUAGAGCACGUGCUGUUGCACGUGCAUCUAAUGCCAAUGAAUAUGAUCCUACUACAAAUGGACAUGGACAGGGAGGAACACGUAUGCCGUUUCUUGGAGAGACAAAGGUUGAAGUGGCGUUUUGUGGUGAGGAAGAAAAAGGGGAGAUAAAAUGUGAGGAUGAAGAUGAAGCUAUGAAAGUGUUGCCACCAUGGAUGAUUAAACAAGGGAUGAAUCUUACAAAUGAACAGCGUGGAGGUGUAAACCAACAAGAAUCAAAAAUGGAAGGAGGAACUUCUUCUGCAGCUGCUGCUAUCGAUUUCAAAGAUGACAACAAGUUGACUAGUCAACAGGAUGAUGUCAAGAAUCUUCAGGAUGAAUAUUUCAAAGCGUAUUAUGCUGCUUUACUUGAGAGGCAAAAAGAACACGAACAAGGCAUGAAAAAGGAACAAUAUUUAUCAAAGAAUAAUAAUAACUCUGCUGACGUGGAGGCCUUGAAUUCAAGAAAACGCCAACGUGAUGAUGACGUGGAAGGUGAUGUGGAAUGGGAAGAGACUCCAACUGCAGAUGAGACUUUCAAAGUUGACUUAAAUGUGGAAGCAACAGAGCCUUCAGGGGAUGAUGAUGAUGAUGGAAUUGAUUGGGAAGAGGGUUAAUUACUUACUAGAAAAAGAAAAGGAAAAAAAAUAACCUUGAAAACCUUCUACUUAUGCAAAAUUGAGUUUUUUUUAGAGAUUUUUCUAGAUAUGUUGCUAUUGUACACCUUUUUGUGAAUAUGAAAUGUUUAAGUUCUAACGAAAUACAAUCGUCUUACAUAGAUGAUUGUUAUCCAAUUGAAAAUUCAUCUACAAAAAAUUGAUGAUAUUAGUAUGUAUAUAAAAUUACAGUUUUAAGAAA